This is a messenger RNA of Strongyloides ratti, 1410 nucleotides long. Its product is annotated as Immunoglobulin subtype 2 domain and Immunoglobulin-like domain and Immunoglobulin I-set domain and Immunoglobulin-like fold domain-containing protein. The coding region runs from base 1 to 1410 and encodes 469 amino acids. The record is from RefSeq and is a predicted model, not a curated record. NCBI's taxonomy places the organism in Eukaryota, Metazoa, Nematoda, Chromadorea, Rhabditida, Strongyloididae. The transcript has 6 exons.
AUGUCAUUAAAAACUAACAGUUGUAAUCGUUUUCUUGCGGAAGCCGAAUUGGAUCCUACUUUGGUUCCUGGUUAUACUACCUGUACUCUAUUUGAUAAUGAGAUGCUUGGUGGAAUUCAUGGAAAUACCCGUAUAGAAAACUUUAUCAAGGAACUUAGUAAACAGUAUGAAAUUCUUGCUAAACCAAUAUCUGACAGUUGUACUGAGAAUUGUCGGAGAACUCGGAGAUUACUCAAAGAAAAAAAAGAACAAUUAAAUGUUCCUAAUCAUGUGAUUAAGGAAGGAAAAAGUUCUCAGAAACAGGUCACCAAACAUUGCCUUAAAAAGAUGGAGGGACAUUCUCCAUUUUGUAGUAAGAAACGUAGAAGAACAAGUGUAGUUCGCAAAGCGAUUGCGGAUUGUAAUAAGGCAAAAGCUUUAAAAGUCAAAGAGGAGCGUGAGAAGCGCCAAAAUGCUGCAUUAAAUCGUAGGCAAGGCGUAGAUAUCCAAGGAAAUAUGUGCUCAGUAAAGCCUACUAAUGCUUCGAAUAAUAUCAAACCAAAGAUGUGUCUUUUAAGUGGUCCAAAACCACGGAAUUCCCAAAGACAUCUAAAAAGAGAAAAAUUGAAGGAGGCUAAUGGUGCUUUGGUGGAACGCCAAAAAACUAGUAUAAAAUUGAAAAAAAUUAGUUCUACCAAAAAGAGAAGUUUUGUGAAAAAAGCAAAUGUUUUACCAAGUUGUGUAGAAAAAAAAGUGGAAAAAAAACAAAAUAAGGCAGAUCAAGAAUUAAUUUCAAAACCAAUUAAAGGAGUUUUAAAAAAGAAAAGUUGUGGUAGAGCUGAACAUGAUAAAAGUGUUCGUUUUGACGAAACAACUAUAACUUUUGACAUUGAAAAAGUUUCACUUCAUGAUGCCACCAACUUUAUAUACAAUUUUGAUGAAAGAAAUAUCCCUUCAUGGGCUUCGGAUGAGAAUUUUGAUUUAUUUAUGAAGGAUAUUGUCACCAAGGAGGAUCCUACUAAUUUUUCUCGGGGUGCAAGAAGAGGUGGAAAAAAUAAAGGUAAAACUAAUUUACAAAUGGCACAAGUUGCUGAAUUUUCAUUAAUUAAAAAUGAACUUUCUGAUAAUCGAAGUGCACAAAUUAUAACAGGUUCACAUUUUGCUCAAGCAUUUAGACUAGGAUAUAAAUUAGUUUUGAUAUGUAGAGCUAAAGGUGAUCCAAGACCAAAUAUUAAAUGGUUUAAGGAGGGUGCUGAAAUGCAACAACGAAAUAAUAUACAUUAUUAUGAAAGAGUAAUAAAUGAGUAUGAAAUUUGGAGUAAAUUAGAAAUAGAUCCAGCAACAAUGGGUGACCAGGGUAUAUAUGCUUGUGUAGCAAAUAAUCCUUUUGGUGUUAUGGCAAAAAAUUUUAAAGCCGAAUAUACAUAUUAA